AGAUCCAAGAAUGCGCCCACUAACAUCACAACCUGAAACUGGUUUGCUGAAACAAAGUCCAAAACAAUUCAGUAACAACGAAGGUCCAGAAAAAUACCUCUAAUGACACGCUCGGAAGAGUUCUCAACGAAUCGGCGCGACUCCUCCGUUGUCUUCUUCCAGAUCCUUCCACAUAACAGAUUCACUUCUCUUCAUCCAGAUUCUUCCUCUCUUCAAUUCCUUCAACCUCAAUUCAUCAACCACCUUCACCAAACUCCAAACUCCAUAGCCAAACCUUCAACCACUACGAAUCCGUAACCGUAACCGUAAUCUCCGUUCACCGAACCUUCAACCACCGUAACCGUAACCGUUUUUCAAAAACUGAUUAUAAAUACUUGAGCAAAUGCCACACAGCCGAAUCUGUUGCACGUAGUCGGAGCCACUUCAUAACCGUCUUUCAAAAACUCAAAAAAACCACUAAAUCGAUAAUAUUAAAGAGCGCUAGUUAAGGGUAAUUUAGUAAUCUAGUUAGCUUAUAAGGUUUUAUUAGAAAAAAAAGAGUAAAAACCCUGCGAGUUCUGAAUUCUGAAGUAGACCAUCGCAGCCGUCUCUUGCAUUAAGCCUCAACCAAAACCUCUCGCCGGCGUCUUUCCACCGCAAUCUCUCGAUUUCCGAUCAUCACACGGCGGUUUCCGAUCGGCAUUGGAUUAUUAUGGAUUCAAAUUCUGAUUUAAAGCCUCCAGCACGAAGAAAGGUUAAAUAUGCACCAAAAGCUCCACCUAAAAGAGUGCCAAAGAUAGAAGUUAAAAGUGAACUGGUUGAGGAGGAUAAUAAAGCAUCAGCGGCAGAGGCUAAGGAACUCCUUCGGCGUUUCCAUGAAAAUGAGAGGAAGGCAAGGAUGAAGGUUGAGAAAAAAGUGUCAGCUUCACAAAUUGCUUUUGGUUCUGGAGGCCAAUCAGCUCAUCAUAAACCAUAUGGUAUUGGGAGCAAGACCAAUGGCAUUGAAAGUUCAGCAUUUGUUGAUGCAAACGGGAAAGAAUACAAAGAACCAUGGGACCUCUACAGUGAUUAUCCAAUAGCUCUUCCCUUGAGGAAACCAUAUUCAGGCAACCCAGAAUAUCUUGAUAAGGAGGAAUUUGGGGAGGCUGCAGAAUCCAGAACUUAUGAUGAAAACGCGGCAAAUUCAGCAGCGGAGCUUGGCCUUCUGGAGGAAAACCCAGAGACAAGGUCAAUCUUCAUGAGAUUACCACCAGUCUUUCCUAUGAUUAAAAAACCAGAUGCUGAUGUUAAGGUGAACUCUAAACGUCCUGCGAAACUCUUCAAGUUGGAUGAAAUGCCACCUGGUCUAAUUGGCAAAAUGAUUGUGUACAAGAGUGGUAAAGUUAAGCUGAAGAUUGGAAAUACCUUUUAUGAUGUUUCAUCGGGUAUGAAUUGUAUAUUUAGUCAAGAGUUGGUUGCAAUGAAUGCUGCCGAAAAGCAUUGUAGCUCAAUUGGGGAGAUCAGCAAGCUUGCUACUGUAACCCCGGAUGUUGAUGCUGCACUUGAUUGUCUUAGUGAUUUAGAUUUAUAAUAGUUUUCUUUAUAUUCAUGAAAAUUUUGAAGUUUGAUAUCUUGAACAAUAAAUUGAGAAGGAGGGUAAAUUGAAUUAA
This is a messenger RNA of Lathyrus oleraceus (garden pea), 1628 nucleotides long. RefSeq lists its product as uncharacterized. Gene Ontology annotation, molecular function: DNA binding. Bases 692 to 1549 code for a protein of 285 amino acids. The transcript has 11 exons. Gene Ontology annotation, cellular component: RNA polymerase III complex. Gene Ontology annotation, biological process: tRNA transcription by RNA polymerase III. NCBI's taxonomy places the organism in Eukaryota, Viridiplantae, Streptophyta, Magnoliopsida, Fabales, Fabaceae. The record is from RefSeq and is a predicted model, not a curated record.